Molecule: messenger RNA, 1690 nt
Organism: Scleropages formosus (Asian bonytongue)
Lineage: Eukaryota; Metazoa; Chordata; Actinopteri; Osteoglossiformes; Osteoglossidae
Product: keratin, type I cytoskeletal 19-like
Exons: 8
Coding region: 6-1430 (474 amino acids)
Cellular component (GO): cytoskeleton
Molecular function (GO): structural molecule activity
Source: RefSeq, a predicted model, not a curated record
CGAACAUGUGUGUCAACAGGACGGGCUACCUAGGCGGAGAGCACGCCUACCACUCAGGGUGUUGCUGCCAGGGGGCCGUCCUCUUCAUCCCGCCCCGGGGCUAUAUGAGCAGCGUGCUGUCCUCGCUCCCGCUGCAAUCUUCUCCAAGGUCCUGGCCAAGGCAGUUGCUUCCCAGCUUCCUCACGUUCUCUCCUACACUUGAGUGCAGCAGUAUGUCUCGCCAUAGCAUGCGCAUCAGCAGCGGCCCCGGAGGGCUCAGCGGUGGCUCCAUUGUCACCCAGCGCAGGGUGGUCACGACCUCCAGCGCACCCAAGGCAUUCAGCAUGUACGGGGCUCCAGGUUACGGAAGUCGCAUUGCCUCCACCAGCAUGCACGCCGUCUCCUCCGGGUUGGGUGCCGGUUUCGGAGCGGGUGCCGGGGGCUUUAGCGGUCUGGAUUCAGAAUCAAUCCAGCUCAACGAGAAGGCCACCAUGCAGAACCUCAACGAUCGCUUGGCCAGCUACCUGGACAAGGUGCGAUCUCUGGAGAAGGCCAAUGCGGAGCUGGAGGCCAAGAUCCGUGAGCACUGUGAGAAAAAGGGUCCAAUUGCGCAGCGCGACUACAGCGCCUACUGGGCGACAAUCAACGACCUGAAGGACAAGAUCGCCGCUGCCACCGUGGACAAUGCCAACGUCCUUCUUCAGAUCGACAAUUCGAAACUGGCUGCUGAUGACUUCAGGACAAAGUACGAACACGAGCUCAUGAUGCGCCAGUCUGUGGAGGCUGACAUCGCCAACCUCCGCCGCCUCCUCGACCAGACCACUCUGACCAAGGCCGACCUGGAGAUGCAGAUCGAAGGGCUGCAGGACGAGCUCGCUUACCUCAAGAAGAACCAUCAAGAGGAUCUGGCAGCCCUGCGUUCGCAGCUCACUGGUACGGUCAACGUGGAGGUGGAUGCCGCACCACAGCAGGACCUGAAAAAGGUGCUCGAUGAGAUGCGGAUGCAGUACGAGAACAUCACCGAGAAGCACCGGCGCGACCAAGAGGCCUGGUUUAACGACCAGUCCGCUGUCCUGACCAAGGAGGUUGCCAUCAGCACGGAAACAAUUCAGACGAGCAAGACAGAGAUCACGGACCUGAGGCGCACCCUGCAGGGGCUGGAAAUCGAGCUUCAGUCCCAGCUCAGCAUGAAAGGAGCUUUGGAGAACACGCUGGCCGAAACAGAAAAUCGCUAUAGCGCCAUGCUCGCAGGCUUCCAGAACCAGAUCCACAUACUGGAAGCUGAUCUGGCACAGGUGCGAGCCAGCAUCGAGCAGCAGGGCCACGAGUACAAGAUGCUGCUGGAUGUGAAGAGUCGCCUGGAGCAGGAGAUCGCCACCUACCGGGCCCUCCUGGAAAAGGAGGAGACCAAGGGUCCAGGCACAGGUCCAACGGUCCGCUCUGUGAGCUGAAGGCCGAGCGUUUGGCACUGCGGCAGAGGGCCCGUUCGGGAGCGUCUCACACACCGGCAGCCGUGCCUGUUCGUGUGUGUGUCCGUAUACAUGUGCAGCGCGCUUUACCUUUGCUUGCAGCGCCUUUAUACGAGAAGCAACAGAUUAAAGGCCUGAUAGUGGAAACUCUUUCAUUGGGAAUCCAGAUGAACACAGACCAACUGUCUCAUUAUCCUUCUAGCAAAAUACGCUUCUAAAAAUAAAUCUGUUGCUGCAAAAAA